CCGAAGGGCGCCCACAGCCAUCUCUUGUUUCAUCUUGCUAUUCAGAACUCAAUCUGCUUCCUACCUUGACCGCAACGUAUACCUGACCUCCACUUCCACCUGCUCCUCGCACCGCACGCACUUCGCUACUGAUCAUGGCGCUGAACUGGACGAUGACGAACGCGGACGGGAGCCCGAUCCCCUUGCCGCAGGAGAUGACGAUCUGCACAAUCGACUCUGGCGCGGAGCUCAAGCUGAGCGUAUCAGCGGACGCGCGGGGUGCUGCGGCGAAGAUUCUGCAGGCCGCAGGCCGCGUCUACCUCACUGACAAGCGGCUCAUCUUCAUCAGCCGCGCCGCCACACACAAGCCCCCCUUCGACUCGCUCUCCGUACCCCUACACUCCGUACUCUCGACGAAGUUCGAGCAGCCGACGUUCGGGUCGAAUUACCUGAAGCUGACGAUCAAGCCUGCGCCGGAUGGCGGGUUGACCGAGGGAACAGAGGGCGAGCUGCGCUUCAAGGAGCGGCCGAUGUUCGAGUUUGUGGCCCUUCUGGAGAAGACGCGCGAACGCGCGAUCUAUAUGGCGCGGCAAACGGAGGCGGACGAUGAGAAUCUACCGACUUAUAGCUCACCCGCGGAAGCCAGUACGGUGUCCUUUGUGGGCGGUGUACCGGUGGACAACCCGCCAGGCUAUGAUGCUUGAUCUGCGUUCGAUCUACGCUAGAUCUUUGGGACUUCUGGACGAUUUACUGAAUACCACUGGAAAUGCUGUCUGUACGCACGACUUCAUCGCUAGUUUAUGUGUACACUAUCAUGUAUCAUGCUGAAUACUCGCUUCCUGACUUUGUAAAAGACUCAAUCUACAUAGACGCGGAUGGUCUCAAGUGUGGGCAACGAACGACUCCGGCAGCUACUAUACAGUCCACGCGAAUCGCUUCUCAAUGUCUA
Schizophyllum commune H4-8 is the source of this 928-nucleotide messenger RNA. RefSeq lists its product as uncharacterized. Gene Ontology annotation, molecular function: transcription coactivator activity; chromatin DNA binding. The coding region runs from base 135 to 683 and encodes 182 amino acids. Lineage: Eukaryota; Fungi; Basidiomycota; Agaricomycetes; Agaricales; Schizophyllaceae. The record is from RefSeq and is a predicted model, not a curated record. The transcript is spliced from 3 exons. Gene Ontology annotation, cellular component: nucleus. Gene Ontology annotation, biological process: positive regulation of DNA-templated transcription.